Hibiscus syriacus is the source of this 2180-nucleotide messenger RNA. RefSeq lists its product as uncharacterized. The record is from RefSeq and is a predicted model, not a curated record. Lineage: Eukaryota; Viridiplantae; Streptophyta; Magnoliopsida; Malvales; Malvaceae. Gene Ontology annotation, molecular function: glycosyltransferase activity. The coding region runs from base 105 to 2180 and encodes 691 amino acids. The transcript is spliced from 4 exons.
AGUUUAGAAAGCUAUAGAUGAAGGUGCUUGUGAGAAUAUGGAGUUAGAAGGACAGAGUAUCAUGUUGAUUUAGCUUCUCAGCAAUUUACUAUAGCCAGCAACUAAUGGAGGAAAGUGUCAGCAAGGGAGCAUCGUCAUUAAGGCAAGGUGGUUUUAAGUCCAGUUUUUCAGGAAGAUCAACUCCAAGUAGCUCCCCUAUAUUCUGGAGAUCGAUUUCAAGCGGGACUCCCAGAAGGGAAGCUAGAAAUGGUGCUGUUGGCAUUCAGUGGUUUAGGAGCAACCGCUCUGUGUACUUGUUGCUUGUGAUUGCAUUUUGGGCAUAUCUUGGAUUUUAUGUACAAUCCUGGUGGGCUUAUAAUCAUAAAAAAGAGGAAUUUUUUGGUUUAAGUGGUGGUCCAAGAAAUAAGCUAGUGGUCGCUGAAUGGAACAUACAACGAGAUCUGCUUGCUGAUGAUGACAGUUCGGUAGCAGUGGGAAAUGGAACUAAUGAGCCUCUAGUCCAUAGUGAUGGAAAGUUUAAUGUGAUUUUGGCAAAAGGGAAUAAUAUUGCAUCCAGGAAGAAAAGAAGUCAAAGAGCAAGGUUUAGUUUGCACAAGACGCAUGGUGAACCGGAGGAAACAAUGUACAUUGAAAAUGGUAAUGCCGAGAGACAAGAACAGACAGUUCUUCUGAAGAAUUCCACUUAUGGGUUAUUUGUUGGUCCAUUUGGGUCAUUGGAGGACAGAGUUUUGAAGCGGAGUCCUGAAAAGCGGUCUGGAACAUGUGAUAGGAAGGGGGACUUUUCUCACGCUGUUAGGUCUAGAAUCUUGGUCUUGGUAUUUCAUGAACUAUCCAUGACAGGGGCUCCCAUUUCAAUGAUGGAACUGGCAACAGAGCUUUUGAGCUGUGGAGCCACUGUAUCUGCUGUUGUUCUAAGUAAGAAGGGAGGACUGAUGUCCGAGCUUGCAAGGAGAAGGAUCAAAGUCAUUGAAGAUAGAGCAGAUAUUAGCUUCAAAACUGCCAUGAAGUCAGACCUUGUGAUUGCGGGAUCAGCAGUCUGUGCUUCAUGGAUUGAUCAAUAUAUAGAUCAUUUCCCAGCUGGGGGAAGUCAAAUUGCUUGGUGGAUUAUGGAAAACAGAAGAGAGUACUUUGAUCGGUCAAAGCAUGUUCUACACCGGGUGAAAAUUCUAAUUUUCUUGUCCGAAUUGCAGAGCAAACAGUGGCUUAACUGGUGUGAAGAAGAAAAUAUCAAGUUGAGAUCUUGGCCUUAUAUUGUUCCGCUUGCCGUUAACGAUGAGCUCGCAUUUGUAGCCGGAAUCCCUUGUUCUUUAAACACCCCAUCUUCUAGCCCGGAUAAGAUGCUAGAAAAAAGGAAGUUACUGCGAGAUGCAGUAAGAAAAGAGAUGGGGUUGAAAGAUAAUGACAUGCUUGUCAUGUCUCUAAGUAGCAUAAAUGCUGGAAAGGGCCAACUCUUACUUCUUGAAUCAGCAAACCUUAUGAUUCAUCAAUAUCCUUCGGACACUGAUUCUCAAGUUAAAGAAUCAUUGGAUAUGAAGCAAGAUCAGUCAGCCUUGGAAAGAAAACAUCAUUUAAGAGGUUUGCUUCGGAAAUCAACCAAUGCUGAUAUAUCUUCUACAAAUUUUCUGUUUGACACCAGAGGAAAGCAGGAACAAUCUCUUAAAAUCCUCAUCGGUUCUGUCGGAUCUAAAAGCAAUAAGGUACCUUAUGUUCAAGCAAUUCUAGGAUUCUUGUCUCAGCAUUCAAAGUUGUCGAAGAACGUACUCUGGACUCCUGCAACCACAAGUGUGUCAUCACUAUAUUCAGCAGCAGAUGUUUAUGUCAUGAACUCCCAGGGAGUAGGAGAAACAUUUGGCAGAGUGACUAUUGAAGCAAUGGCAUUUGGUCUUCCGGUGCUGGGCACUGAUGGCGGGGGCACAAAAGAGAUAGUUGAGCAGAAUGUGAGUGGGCUAUUUCACUCAAUGGGGCGUCCAGGGAAUCGAGUUCUUGCUGAGAACCUCAGGUAUUUGCUGGAAAACCCGACUGCAAGGGAGCAAAUGGGUAGGGAAGGACGAAAAUUGGUAGAAAAACAGUAUCUGAAGCGGCAUAUGUACGGCAGAUUUGUGAAGGUUUUAUCCAGGUGUAUGAAACCUCAAAUUGCCUCAUCUAGUACUGCACAUUAUCGUUCUUUGAUUGGCUUUUGA